AUGACAGUCGACCAUGACAUCAAAGUGCUUACCGAGAGAGGUGACGACCUCGUGGGCAAGGCGCGUUAUCAAGAUGCAGUGAAGCCUUUCGAUAAAGCGACAAAGCUGCUCGAAGAGCGUCGCGGAAAGUUGGAUGAAUCCACGCUGAACUCGCGGGAGCGAUUGGCUGACACUCUCAUGAGCGCGGGCGACAUUGUGGGAGCCACAAACUGUCAUCUGGAAAUUGUUAAGAGAACUUUAGAGAAUCUCCAGCGAUGCCAAAGCUUGAGUGGAUCGAAAAAUAGCGUCAUCUCGGCUGCACAAAAGCGACAUCUCGAUGCUCAGCGGCGAUUAGCAGACACUUACUUGGCCAACAACGAUUAUGGCAAAGCAAUCAGCACAUACCAAGCCAUUGUGGACACUGAGACCAGAAAACCCAUGGAGGAUGUUAUCAAAGAUCGUGUCGACCUCACUUCAGCUUUGUUCGGAUCGGGCUCGGACCGCAACAUUAUGAAGGCAGUUAAUGUGAACAUUGAGACCCUGGACAGAGCGGAGCAGAGCUUAGGAAGAAACCACAUCGAGACAGUGAAAGUCAGAUUCAACCUCGCAAAAGAACUCUUCAACCUGAAGAAAUACAACGAUGCCUCAACGCGGUGUCUCGAGCUGCUAGACAUACUCCAGGCAGAUCGAUACAAAGGCGGAGAGGAAUCUGACCACCUGGAGUGCCUCAAAGACACCAAAAAGUUGCUAAGAAACUGUUCAGCUAAGAUCAUUUUGCAAGAAGAGGAUAGUAAGAGGCGGAUCGCACAAGAAAAGGAGACAGCGAUGGAAAAAGAAAAGGCCAAUGCCGAAAGACGAGCGGCAGAAGCUAAGAGACGAGCAGCAGAACAGGUGAAUGAGGGAAGAGAAACAAAAAGACAAGUCGAUAAAGAGAUUGAGGCCAUAAAGAAGGCAACUCAAACUGAGUGGAAGCAGAAAGGAAGGACAGACCCAAAACAUCGAAACCAAGACCCACCAGCAACGCAGAAGAAAGAAAGCAAUAGCCGAAGGCAGUCAGAUGUCGGGAAGAAAGUUUCGAGCCCGAUAAAUCCAUCAAGUCCAAGUCCAAAAUCCGACAAGCGGGCUCCCAAUACGCCACAAAGUCCGAAAAGAUCCUUGCCGAAGGUGGAAUCUGUCUCUGACCGCCCGCGUGCGAAAGAUACAUCGAAGGACGAUUCGGCUCGAUCAACAAGGAAUGAGCAAGCGAAACACCAAUCCUCUGCUUCUACCGUCUCGCAGUCUCCAAGCCUUACUAAAGAGAAACUCAGAGAGCUCGACAGAAAAUACUCUACAUCAAGUCCUCUGGGUAGUAAGGUUCUAUCGAAGGAUUCACUAGCAAUCGAGUCGAAGACUGAUCUACCGAAGCGUCUGCGUUCUGCCUCUGUCGUUAUCCGUGGUUCAGAUCGUACUGAAGAAAGAUCUGAGCAGUCUAACCGAAGACAUUCUAGUCGGAACGAACUGAUCGAACGCAGUCAGAGCGCUACUCCAGAUAAAGGGCGACGAUCAUCUUCUACGGUCAGCCGUUCUCCAGAUCUUAUUAGAAAGAAACCUUCAGAGCUAGAGAGAGUAAGUCCUACACGAAAUGGAAAGGCGCGCACAACGACUCCGGGCCAGAAAUUGCAAGAGAAGGCUGAAGCGAGGAAGGCGCAGCCAGCACCGGAGUCGGGGGUUACACGAGAAGUCGGCAUACCAGACCAAAAACAUGAACAAGUGGAUUCCAAGCGGAAAAAAGUUAGCGACAACUCGAAAUCAGUGCAGGAAUCGCAAACGCCGGAUAGGCCAGCGGGAGCUAACAGACGGGCUUCGGCGGGUGAACAAUACAGGGAAUCGAACUGGUUAGAGACACCCGUGGGAGGGAGCAAACGCCGUUCAGAACAACUUCCAUCCGUCUCAGAGCCAAGCGAAAGGCAGGAUUCCGAAGGAAAGGUCCAUUCGAAUCGCACGCAUCCAGGCGAUGAGAGGGUGUCGCGAACGGUUUCGGCACCGUCAAUAAGGAUAACAGAGCAUUCAUCUUCGAGAUACGCCGUGAAACGAAAGGAUAACCAAGAGCCACCUAUAGUUGACGUAGAAUCUCGAGUCAAGAUUGAAGGAGAAAGACCCACGAGCUCACACUCAAACUAUGAGGUAGCUUCUUUGGCUUCGAAUACCGGAAGAAAGCGAGAGCCCCGUUCUGCGUCGACCGAUUCGAGGCGGGUUCGUCGAUCAUCCGAAACGCCAAAAGACACUGAUCGAACAUCAGCGCAGAUACUGGGCUCCAAAGAUAGCGUAAGCAAUGUAGACCAAGCGGAAGAUUCCAAGACACCAGACCAAGUCCAGCAGGCAGUGGAUCAGUCUAGUCGCACAUGCGCUCCAUCUCUAAACGUAAGCGCUGAUGAUACUUCAAAAAGUGCGCGAAAACCACCCUCUCCGUACAGAGAUCUAUUCUUUCCGACUCUUGAGGAGAUCCAAAAAGCGACACCUGAAUCUCCAAAGGAUCUUGUGUCCGCUCCUCCGAAAAGCGAUAGAGCACAACCGGAGAAUGCAUUUGGUGGGGAGCCACAGAAUGAUGACAAUACAUCUGCCAGUAAAGCCGCUCGGGAUAAGCAGCUUCAGUCAGAGAUUCCAUCAGAACCGCUUCCCAUAUUUCAGACAGAUACGUCGGUUACCGGAGCCGCAGAGUGGACUGUUCCAGGGGGCUGGCAUCGGGAUUUCGACGAACCGGAUCCAGAUAAGAAGGCGAGGAGAGCCCGAUCGAACGAACGAAUCAAGUCAGAUAAAUUGCGGGUGUCACAAGCACACAAUGUGAGCCAUAGAAGGACUUCUUCCGUAGAUCUUCCACGACAGAGCGUACCGACACAAGAUGAAACAUCUAUGCAGGACGAUAGAUCUCCAGCUGAGGUCGGUGUCGAUGAAUGGUUCGAGAAUCUCCGUGAAAAUGCCCACGUAUUUCUGGACAAGUAUCAGGAUGACUCCUACAAGGAAACCAAAGCAGAGCGACGUGUAAAGAUUGCCGUGAUCGAUAGCGGUGUAGCUAGGAAAUCGACGAAAGGUCGGGUACCGGGGUUAUUGAAAGGGCCAAAGAUCAAGCGUGGAACGGAGCUGCAUCCUUCUUUGCCAUGGGAUACCGAUACCAAAGGACAUGGGACACAUGCCGCAGGUCUGAUCUUAGACGUCUGUCCCUACGCGCACGUGUACGUGUAUCGAGUUUGCGAGGGCAACGAACCAAUCGAGAAGCAACACGUAGCGGACGCAAUUACGGAUGCCGUCAAAAAGAAAGUCGACAUCAUCAGCAUGAGCCUCGGUUGGCAGCUCAAUGAUAACGAUGCACUCGAUGCAGCAAUCCAGCGUGCUCGGGAGCAGAAGGUGUUGCUUUUCGCAGCAAGUUCAAAUGAAGGCAUUUGGGCAAAAACUGGAAUGGCGUACCCGGCUCGUGCAAUGGAAGUCAUCGCUGUUGAUUCAGCCAACGCUGAGGGAAGACCGAGCAACUUCAAUCCGUUCGGCAUAGGCGGCAGAUCCAGAUUCACGGUGCCUGGCGAAAGGAUAAGAUCAACAUGGCCUGUGGAUCUUCCUACUGAAGAGCGAGACCCUGGAUUCAAGAGAUUGACAGGGACUUCCUGCGCAACCCCGAUUGCAGCGGGCAUUGCAGGCUUGCUCCUAGAGUUUUCACGUCAACGUCCCAUGUGUUUCGAUCCUCGAAUCGAGAGAUGGCUGAAGAGAGUUGAAGACAUGCGAUUGGUGUUAGAGAAACUCCUCUCGAGACCAAGCGGCAAAGACUCACUUGGUAACAUGCACCUCAACCUUAACCCAACCAAGCUAUUUUGCCGGGACUCUGAAUUCCCAGAAGGCGGUGACUGGGCUGAAAGUCGAUCUCCGAGGCUGCAGGCAGCUUACAGCAUUGCCAAGAUACUGAAUCAAGAGCAUGGGGGUGGAAUAGGUUCCGAGAUGAGUAAGGAAGUUGAUAAAGAGGUGGUCAGAAGACACCAAUGA
This is a messenger RNA of Alternaria postmessia, 3984 nucleotides long. RefSeq lists its product as uncharacterized. The record is from RefSeq and is a predicted model, not a curated record. Gene Ontology annotation, molecular function: protein binding; serine-type endopeptidase activity. Gene Ontology annotation, biological process: proteolysis. NCBI's taxonomy places the organism in Eukaryota, Fungi, Ascomycota, Dothideomycetes, Pleosporales, Pleosporaceae. The coding region runs from base 1 to 3984 and encodes 1327 amino acids. The transcript is spliced from 2 exons.